Molecule: messenger RNA, 981 nt
Organism: Caenorhabditis elegans
Lineage: Eukaryota; Metazoa; Nematoda; Chromadorea; Rhabditida; Rhabditidae
Source: the annotation of a RefSeq genome assembly
AUGGCAGAUGAUUCUAAUCGAUUUGUUCUUUAUUUCGAUGUAUAUUACUAUUCAUAUUUCAUAAUUGGAGUUUUUGCUCAAUCUGUUCUUCUUUAUUUAAUUAAAAAUAAAAGUCCGCCGAGGUUAUAUAGCUUUUGUUACUUUUUAAUUAAUACUUGGAUUGUUCAGUUUGCGGUACUUUUGAUGACUUUCUUCACACAAUCAAGAUGUUUACCAAACUCCACAACUUACACCGUUCUACCUCGUGGUCCGUGUAAAUAUUUUGGACCGACCGCUUGCUUUGCCGGUUAUCACAUAUCAUUAGCUGUAUCAAUGGCUGUUGCUCUAUCGUUUGCUAACACAGUUUUAUUCCGAUAUUUGCCAAUUAGAAUGGCUUUAACAAAAAUCUUUUUUUUGACGAUGAUAACUGCAUGUUACAUUCCAGUAAUAUUUCUUGCGAUUGUACCUUUUCUGGACACUUGGGAUUUUCAAAAAGUACGUACCUUCACCUACCGAGAACAUCCGACGUACGAUUUUUCAAUAUACGAACCAUUUGGUUUUUCGAAUAUCCAAUCAAUUCCAUUUCUCACUGCGACUUCUGUAGUCGCAAUUGGAGCUCAUCCUAUGGGAUCAUUCUUUAUCAUAUUCUCAAUUUCAUCACUCAUUAAGAAACAUAAAAGCAUGUCUGAGAAAACAAAAUCUGUCUCAAGGAUGGGAUUAGCCAUUCAAACAGUGCUCCCAUUUUUGUCAUAUGCACCAAUUGUUUCAUUGUACUUGUAUUCCCAGUUUACUGGAAAAGAAAUUGUUCUGGUAGAGCAUUUUCAAAUGUUGUGCUCCGGGUUUCCUGCAUUAUGUGAUCCAUUUAUAUCUUGUUACUGUAUACUACCAUAUCGUCAAUCCAUUUUGAAAUUUAUUUCGAGAAAAGUACGAGGAGGCUCUGGCAGUACGAAAUCAAGAGUGUCUACGAUUUCAGUACGCUCCGUUAAUCCUCAUAUCUUCUAA